UGGGCUGGAUCCCUGGACCCCGCCGCUAUCUGUAUCCCGCUGGCCCCCUUAGCUUCCAGCCGGUGCCGGGGGCGAGUGCUAACCUCUGCAGGAGGGUAAACUGAGGCGGGGCGGUCCCCGAGGCUAGCCCCCGCCCCCGGAGGCCCCGCCCCGGCCCAUAAGAGCCCAGAGAGCGCGGCGAGAGGCACAGUGGGGACCCGGGGCGGCGGCGCGAUGGCAGCGCAGCGGCUGGGCAAGCGCGUGCUGAACAAGCUGCAGUCCCCAUCGCGGGCUCGCGGCCCCGGGGGCAGCCCCAGUGGGCUGCAGAAGCGACACGCCAGAGUCACCGUUAAGUACGACCGGCGAGAGCUGCAGCGGCGGCUGGAUGUGGAGAAGUGGAUCGACGGGCGCUUGGAGGAGUUGUACCACGGCAGGGAGUCAGAAAUGCCAGAUGAGGUCAACAUUGAUGAAUUGUUGGAAUUGGAGAGUGAAGAGGAAAGAAGCCAAAAAAUCCAGGGACUCCUGAAGUCCUGCACGAAUCCAACGGAGGACUUUGUGCAGCAACUGCUGGUCAAGCUACAGGGUCUGCACAAGCAGCCAGGCCAACCACACUCCAGCCCCUCAGAUGAAGGCAGCCUGAGCCCCCGCCAGGACCGAGCCCGGACUGCUCCCCCCUGACAGUCGCCUGCCUCUGUCCCCUCCAUAUCUCCAAUGCCGGGAUUGUUUAUAAGCUGUAUUUAAUGGUUCUGUAACUCUA
This is a messenger RNA of Nannospalax galili (Upper Galilee mountains blind mole rat), 736 nucleotides long. It is a transcript of the gene Ppp1r14a, whose product is annotated as protein phosphatase 1 regulatory inhibitor subunit 14A. Gene Ontology annotation, cellular component: cytoplasm. Gene Ontology annotation, molecular function: protein serine/threonine phosphatase inhibitor activity. The transcript is spliced from 4 exons. Lineage: Eukaryota; Metazoa; Chordata; Mammalia; Rodentia; Spalacidae. Gene Ontology annotation, biological process: regulation of phosphorylation. The coding region runs from base 214 to 657 and encodes 147 amino acids. The record is from RefSeq and is a predicted model, not a curated record.